Molecule: messenger RNA, 480 nt
Organism: Trichophyton benhamiae CBS 112371
Lineage: Eukaryota; Fungi; Ascomycota; Eurotiomycetes; Onygenales; Arthrodermataceae
Exons: 1
Coding region: 1-480 (159 amino acids)
Source: RefSeq, a predicted model, not a curated record
AUGGAUCCAGGUGCGUCAAUUCCGGGUACUCCACCAAGCGUCUUUAUUGCCAUUUGCGAAAAUAUCCAUCUUAUGCCGCUUGGUGGAAUCGAAAAAUCAAGAGACGGUCAAUAUUUGAUCCUUUUACACCGAGGAUUGAGUAUGCAGCCUCCCACACAACAUCUACAGGUUACCACUUUAUGCCCUUUUACCGCUCUUCUGUUGAACAGAUGGACUAUCAUUGUUCUACAAGGGCCGAUGGUAUAUUCCCAUGGAACAUAUAUGAUCCUUAUGUUUUACUUGUCCUUAUCCAGAUUCACUAGAAUACGUGCUCGGUUUAUACCAAAUGGUAUUACCAAGUCUUUCCUAUCCAUGGGAUGCAAGGGUAAAUAUGGCAGCUUUGCCAUGACAUGGCCGUUGAUGUAUUCCCCUACUAUUUCCAUGAAAUGGUACGAUAAUUCAAAACCAUACCCUAGCUACAGCACUAUGCUAUACUUGUAG